Molecule: messenger RNA, 1978 nt
Organism: Saccoglossus kowalevskii
Lineage: Eukaryota; Metazoa; Hemichordata; Enteropneusta; Harrimaniidae
Product: kelch-like protein 24
Molecular function (GO): protein binding
Source: RefSeq, a predicted model, not a curated record
CGAAGAUUCAUGGCCGCCGAUCGACUUGUGAGUCAAGUUUUCCUAUUUCUGUCUUAUUAUGUUUGACUAAGGUGUUGAGAAAAAGACUAGUUGUGAAGUAACCAUGGCAACAGGAGGCUGCGAUAUUAACAAAGCUGGACAGAGUGAUACUGAUGAUGUUGAAGAUGAAGUCACUUAUGAACAUCAUGACACGAACUUUCCGUCGGAGUUAGUAACACUUUUAAAUAACAUGAGGCUCACGAAUGACCUGACCGAUAUGAUCCUAGUUGUUGGUGACCGUGAAUUUCCUUGUCACCGAGCGGUGCUUGCGGCGAGUAGCCCGUACUUCAGAGCGAUGUUCUCAUCUGACUUACGAGAGCGGCAUGAGGAACGUGUCACUUUGUACAAUGUGCAAGCAGACUGCAUGGAACUUUUACUAGAUUUUUCCUACACGGGAAAAAUUGUUUUUACGUCCAGGAAUGCACAAGAUGUUCUUGAAACGGCUGACUUUUUACAGCACAAGAAAGUAGUACACGCUUGUAGCGAUUUUUUAAAAUCUCAGUUAGACGUUUCAAACUGCUUGGGUAUACACCAACUCGCUGAGCGGCACAUGUGUAUCGGGUUAGUGGAAGCCGCCAACCUAUUCAUACUGAACAACUUUUCGCGAAUAACCAAUCAAGAAGAAUUUUUCGAACUUUCUGCUGAUACCUUGGUCGGGUACACGUCGAAAGAUGAAUUAUAUGUACGAAGCGAGGAGGACGUGUACAAGGUGAUCAUGCAGUGGGUGAUGGCAGACGUUGUGGAAAGACUGCCGCAGCUUUGCAGGGUUAUGAGGAAUGUUCGUAUGCCUCUACUGAGUGACGAGUUUUUCAAGAAUCGAGUACAAGAUGAAAUUGAAUCGUUACUCCGUAAAUCUGAGGAGUGUAUGGAAUUGUUGGCAGAAUGCCAGGAAUGCAGGAGAGGAACGCGAGAAGGUCCGAGUGAAUGGAGCCGACCUAGACCUUCCACAGGGAUUGUGAACGUGAUGGUUGUUGUUGGUGGUGCUCGGGAAUCACAGCGGAAUAAUAAACAAAGCUUAAAUAUGUAUUGCUAUGAGCCUAAACAACAGUUUUGGAGUAACCUCUGUGAUUUACCGUACUCUCUUGCCAAUGUGGCUAUGUACAGUGUACUGGCUUAUAGGAAUGACAUCUUUGUUACCGGGGGAUACGAUGGCCAUCGAGGCGGUCCCAUAGCACAGGUGUGGAUUUACAGGACAACUGAGGGAUCAUGGGAUGGAUGCAAAUCUUUGAAGAAAGCCAGGUACCAGCAUGCUUCAACAACCCUUGAUGGAAAGAUAUUUGUGGUUGGCGGAUAUGACGGUCAACAUUCCCUGCCAGACGUGGAAUACUACAGUACUGAAAGCAACAGAUGGACACUGAUUCAACCAAUGAGAGAAGCUGUUUCAUGCCCAUCAGUGACAGCGUUUCAUAGAAGCCUUUUUGUGAUUGGUGGAGUGCAAGACAACAGUACGCUUUGUUGUCCAUUCACUCAGUGUUACAAUGUAGAUACCAGGUUGUGGUCUACGAUAUCAACUUUGAAAAUCGAUAAGAAAGGAUACCAGAGUGUUUUACUGAAUGACAUGAUAUAUGUAGUUGGUGGUUCAUCUCGAAAGACGUACGUGUAUGAUCCUAAUGCUGAUAAAGCAUUGGAAGUUGCCAUGACGAAAGAGAUGCAUCUGUGUCCUGGAGCAGUAGCAAUUGAUGGAAAAAUAUUUCUCACUGGCGGUGAUUCCGUGUCUGACAAAUCUUCCAAGACUGUUGAAUGCUAUCAUCCGGAAUCUGAUGAAUGGAUCGUCACCAAUCCGUCGUUACCGAUUCCAUUGUACUGGCAUGGAUGCGUUACUAUUAUGAAAAAUAUCAAAGACUUAGAGAAAAUGACUCCUCAAACAGCUUUGCAUUCUCACCCUAUCUUCCUGUACAGAGGGUAUGGGGAAGCUGACCCCACUUAUGAUCCAAGGUAG